AUGUGGGUGUUUGAUGGCACACUGAACAAAGAGAUGUCUCUACAAGGAUACAAAUUCCUGUAUUGGUACGGAGUGCAUUCAGCUCAUCCUCUGGAAGAAGAAGCAGUUGUUCCAAGGCCUCUUAAUUCAGGAUUACCAUGUACCGCCGGGCCAUUGGGUAUGGCCAGUGGUGAGAUCCCGGAUACCGGGAUCACCGCUGCAUCCAGCCACAGCUCUUCCUAUGCCCCAACCAAGGCUCGUCCGAAUUCCGUAUUCUCUGCAGGAGGGUGGUGGCUUCCAAGUAUUCCAUGUGGGACUGAUGACUGGAUCCAGGUGGAUUUGGGUGCCUACACUGGCGUCACUGGCGUCGUCGUGACGGGACAUUCAGGUGGCAACCACUAUAUCAGAACCUUCACGGUACGGUAUAGUAUGACUGGUGAGUCGGAUGACUGGCAGAGCUUAACCGACACGGACGGGCAAACCAUUGAGUUGGAGGGAAACAAUGGAUCAGGUGAAGCAGUAACUGUCACCUUCCCUGAGACACUGAUGACCAGAUUCAUCCGCAUAUAUCCAGCCACCUGGAGUAGUAGCGAGUGUUAUUUAAAUUUGGAAGUGCUAGGAUGCCGAGACUUGGACAGCAUGCUUCGCCUCGUGGACGGUGAUGGGAAACGCUCCGGUCGAGUCGAAAUCUACCAUGACGAUGCUUGGGGUGCGAUAUGCGACAACGGCUGGGACAUGAAAGAGGCCAGCAUCGUGUGUCAUCAGCUCGGCUUCUUAGAAGCAGAGGAAGCCACCAGCGUGUCCUUGGAGGAGAGUGAGGAGGAAGUACCCAUCGUGAUGAACCGAGUUUCCUGCAAAGGGUCUGAGAGGCGCCUGGUCGACUGCCCGUUUGUCUGUAGCAGCAUCCAGCAGUGUAACAGCUCACACGUAGCCGGAGUGACAUGCAAACCCAACAUCAUUCGGUUGGUCGGCGGCUCGAACCACACCAAUGGCCGCGUCGAACUUUACCAAGACAACGCUUGGGGCACCCUCUGCGAUACCGACUGGGAUGUGAGGGAUGCCGAGGUGGUCUGCCAUCAGCUGGGCUUCUCGGGCGCAGUGGAGGCGAAGUCCGGCGCCCAUUUCGGCCAAGGGGUAGGCCCCGUGUACAUGGACGGCCUCGCGUGCGAUGGGUCGGAGACUAAGAUCUCCGAAUGCCCCUCGUUUUGCUGGGAGGAGGUCGCAUGCAACCACACCCAGGAUGUCGGUGUGGUCUGCCGCCAAGAAGACGUGGAAACUGUUACCGUGAGUGACACCAUAGAGCAAGGACGGGGUGACAUGCCUCUUGAGUAAAAUAGUUCACCUGAUGAAGUUCAAAGGACGCCCUGGGGGAACAGGAAAUAUUCUCACAUUUUGGUCCAUUAUCCUAUUUCAGAAGGAGGAGUUUAGGUAAAACAUUCAAGCACGUCCAAUAAAUGAAUGAAAAAAAUGAUGAGUUUCAGGAGCAUUAUAAUAUGGCUUUCUCGAAGCGGAGUUUAUUCAAUGACUGCAUGAAAUUCAACAUUCAAAAGUGUAGGUUUCAAUUCAAUAUAUAUGCAGUAAGUUCUACUUUGACACAAGUGUGAUACUGGAAAAAGUGGAGGUAACAAUAUUAUUAUGAGCUCAUAAUAGAAGAAAUCAUCCUCAAGUAUGCAUGUUAUCGUGUGAAAAAUAUAUCGUAUACAAUUGCAUAUACUUAUUGAUAUUUUAAAUCCGUUAGAAUGUAUCACAUUAAAAUGCAUAGUAUGUAUUUUCAAUCUGUUAAAUUGGGCAGUUUAUACGCACACUACUUUAUGGAAUGUGGACAUAAUUGUCAAUUAAUGACUUCACACACUUUAUUACACACAUUUGGCCUGGUUCAAUACGUUUUAAAUCUAAAACAUUUCAAAUGUUUACCGAUAUGGCAGAAAAUAGUGUUUUCAUAAGAAUUCACAAUCCUCUACAAUCAAGAUAUGCCCAUCAAAAUUUCGCAAUUUAAUCAAUAUAGAAACACGAAAUCACCGUUUUCAUUAAUAAAGUUGAAACAAGUUACACUUGAUGUAUAAAGUUAAAGUUGAAUACCAUAUACAGCUUUGUACACAGUAGCCGGUAUAUUUCAGUUAAGAAAGUGCUAGAUUCUGAUGACAAUUUUCCACCGAUUUACUAUAACUACAAUAUCAUUCUUACAGGAUUGAAUCUGUGUGCGUGGUUUGAUGCGGUGGGGGAAUUCAGUCCGGAUUGCUUAACCUUACAAAUGGUCACAAAUGUCCAAAAAUAAUUUUUUCGACUUUUCCUUCCCCGAGUUAUUGACUUUGAACCACGCCCAUAGAUAUUUUUGCUUAUAUAGCUAGAUUUAGACAGAAUGCUAUGCGUGUUUAUUUACUGCGUCAUUAUUGACUAAAUUUGCAUGAUGUUUAACUAAUUGAAGGAAUAUGAUCCUACAAUGUGAUUCAUAUAUGUAUGUUGCUCAGAAACUGCAAUGCUUGUGCUAGCAAGCAAACUUUUGUUGUACAUGGUGACUGGUAUGGGCUCCGUGCGCAAACCGAGAGGGCGCUUUUUGACCACUUGCUAGAGCCCCGAUGACGGGACACACCGCGAACGCGUAAUGUACGUUUGCGAAGUACACGCAGCUAUAUAUAACAUUAUGAAGUUGACGUUCACAAAGCCAUAGCGUCUUCGCGUGUGCGCCGGGCGUCGUCAGCAAUGCGUUGGAGUGUCUGUCCCAGUGGUCUCCCCAACUCUCCUUUUCUUACCGUUGAGGGGGUACUUGUGCACGGAGCCCAUAACACAGGAUGUCAACUGUUGUCCAGUUGGUGCACAUUUCAGUAUCAUUCUAUCGCAAAUGUUCUGGUAGAUUACAACCAACUCAUGAAAAUGGACUAAGGAAGCACUUUGACAAUCCAUUGAACUUAAAUAUCAAUGAACAAUCAUAUUUCAGUUGCAUUAUACAAUGUCUUGAGACAUAUUUCAAACGCAUUCUAGGUAAAAUGUGCGUGCUAUACAUGUAUGACAAUAAAGAAGCAUUCAAAGGCAAAAUAA
Patiria miniata (bat star) is the source of this 3015-nucleotide messenger RNA. RefSeq names its product neurotrypsin-like. Gene Ontology annotation, cellular component: membrane. NCBI's taxonomy places the organism in Eukaryota, Metazoa, Echinodermata, Asteroidea, Valvatida, Asterinidae. The coding region runs from base 1 to 1311 and encodes 436 amino acids. The record is from RefSeq and is a predicted model, not a curated record. The transcript is spliced from 8 exons.